UGAUUGACAUGCGGAAAACUGACAAAAUAUAAAAAAGGAGGAAAUAGACGCAUAUGCCAUCGCAAGCGAAACAAAAUUAACACAAACAGCUUAUCCACUGUUCAAUCAAGUUUAAUUGAAUCGGCCGACAAUUAGCAACGCCAAACCGCCCGAUUGACCAUCAAACAAUCUACCUUUUUUACAAUCACCUUUAAUGAACAAACCAAACUUGUCGUUCAAUUCAGGAUAUCUUGGACAAGUUAGUUCAUUCGGUAUCUGCCCAUCGAUCGACUCAUUUGAAACUUCAAUAUGGACUCGAAUUUUGUUGGAGAUUAUACAAGGAUGAACUCUUUUCCUAAUUAUUAUCCUGAGCAGUAUCCUUUAAUCGGACAAUGGGGAAUGCCUCAACAACCAAUUUCUUAUCCUGAGCCUAUUGGCCCACCGAUGCAUCAAAUGCAGGACCAGCGUGAAGAAAGAUCUCAUCGUUUAACUUAUACAAAAUACCAAUUAGAACUCUUGAAUGCCAUUUAUUCGAAAUUUAAGUAUCCGAAUCAGCACCAAAAACAACUAUUGGCUAAAAGAAUUGGUAUAACUAGGAGUCAGGUGAAAAUCUGGUUUCAAAAUAGGAGACGGAAAGAAAUUACCGAAAAACCGUGUCAAAGAAAAUUUAUCGAAAGAAAAUGUGUUCCUCAAGCUGUUAUAGAUAGUGUAAUAGCGGAAUUAUCUCAAUACGAUAAUGAAUUUAAACAUAAAAACGUCGCUGCCUAUUUAAAAACUAGUCCGAAAUCUACUACAAGUUCCAGUUCGGAUGAAGACUUACCUAAAUUCGUACCGAAAGGUCAAGAUAAGCCAUCGUCGGAACCAAUGUGUGUGAAAAAUCCUCCAAAUGCUGUCGCACCCGCUUGUGGCCAAUUUAAUGAGCAAUUAGUGGCAAGAAAAACGGAUUUUACAGUGUACGUUCCAAACUCUUCGACCGUAAGAGAAUUUUCUUGCUUCAACAAGGACAAUUCACCGUUAUACUUUGAUACAAGUAGUUAUUUAUAUAAUUAA
Messenger RNA from Dimorphilus gyrociliatus, 1029 nucleotides. The record is from the annotation of a GenBank genome assembly. NCBI's taxonomy places the organism in Eukaryota, Metazoa, Annelida, Polychaeta, Dinophilidae.